Molecule: messenger RNA, 2655 nt
Organism: Pseudopipra pipra
Lineage: Eukaryota; Metazoa; Chordata; Aves; Passeriformes; Pipridae
Product: collagen alpha-1(I) chain-like
Exons: 2
Coding region: 1-2655 (884 amino acids)
Source: RefSeq, a predicted model, not a curated record
AUGGGAAUAACGCCGCCGGAUCGCCAGUCGGCAUCGUUUAUGGUCGGAACUACGACGGCGGCCUCCCGCGGGCUCGCCUUCCUUUCCCUCGCGCGGCCGCGCGCGCGCCACGCCGCCGGCCGCGGCUCGGCUGGGGCUGACCCGCCCCCGAAGCCGGCCCGGCCGGCCGGCCGGCGGCUCGGCCGCGCGGCACCACCGGACGUGCUAGAGGAGACGGCGACCCGACGAGGCGGGCGCGGCCCGGUCCCCGAGGCCCCUUCGGCCGGGGCGGCUCGCUCGGCAGCGGGCGGCGGCGCGGCGACCCGCUGCGCUCUCCGGCGCUACCUGCGGGCGGGGGGCGCUUCCCCCCGAGCCUUUUUCUUUCCUCCCUUUUCUCUCUCGCCUCUCUCUGGCUCGCCGUCGCGGCUCCGGCCGCACCGCCGCCCGGCGCUGCUCGCGGCCGGCACCCACGGGCGCCACCCGGACCCAGGCCGGCACCGGCACCUCGCCUGUUUUUACCCAAGGACACCUGAAAAGCUCGCGGGGCCGCGCGGCCGUCACACAGCUCGGUACGGUGAAGAAGCCCCUCCCCGGCGGGAGGGGCGACACCUCGCCUGCCACGGGAAGCCCACGGGCAGAGGAGACCGCCCGGCCCGAACACCGGCCUCCGCCGCGCCUCUCGGCCGGCCACGGAGGAGCGCCGGCCCGCCGGGGGCCCUCUCCCACGCCUCCCGAAAAGCCUCAUCCAUCGUCACUCGGGGAACGGCCCCACGGCCACUCUCGCUCAGCCUGCCACUACGCGGAGGACGGCACGUGCCCCAGGCCGCCGACGCCGGCGGCCCGCACGCUACUCUCCACGGCUCUCUCCCGGCCCGGCAGGAGGCGGGUGCCGCCGGACGCCCGGCUCCGGACAACCCACGCUUCCGGCCCCGCCGGGCCCACGGCCGCCCCCCGCAGAGCGGCACCUCCAGCGUGCGAAAGCGCCACCGAACGUGCCGCGGGGCCACCGGCUUUCGCCCGCCUCGCGGCCGUCGGCUUCCCCCAGAAAGGCCGGGGGACGGCGACGGGGAGAAAAACAAAAAGCCCCCGAGAAAAAAGCACGCGCGCCUCUCGCUCGCCGUGCUAGCCACGGCCGCCCGGGGCUCGGGGCGGGGCCCGCGCCCCUCGCUCCCCGAUUCCCUCUCGCUGCCCACGGGCUCGCGCCUCGGCGGCGGCCGGCCGCUGCCGGGCCGCUCUCGCGCUCUCACGCACUUUCUCUUCCCUGGCGCGCUCGGCGUGCUGCGGCUUAAGGCCGCCGGAGCAAAAAUCAAAAAAACGGAAAAAAAAGGCCGGGAGGGCGCCCCACUUCGCCCGCAACCCGGCCCCCGGCCGACAGACCUUCGCGGAACCCAGCCCUCCGGCAGCCAGGCCGGCGGGGCAGGCCCGACCGCACGGGCCGCCCGGCCGCCGUGGCUCUCGCGCCGGCCUAAGAGGAGGGAGGGGCGAGGCGCCGCCGCCUCGCCCGCCAACGGCCAUCGUGCGUCCCCAGGGCUCCCCGGCGACUCUGUCGGGUUCUCGGUCUGCCGGCGCGGCCGCCGGCCACAGCCUGGCCGGCCGGCGCCGCCGCCUUCGGCCCGCUGGGCGGGUCCCCGGCUUAGGGCCGAGGAAGGGGGAACGAACAAAAGAGCCGAGGCGCGCCGAGGGCGCCGCCUCGCCCGACCAUCGGGCGGUCCCGUCACCGAGCCCCUCCGGCAACCGGCCGGGCCCAGGCGAGGCCGCACGCCCACCGCCAGUCCCCGGCACGCCGCCGGCACCGCUGCCGCCCGGCAGCCGAGGACAGGGCGCCGCCACCCAGGCCCGGGCCAUCUUCGGGGCUCUCGGGAGGCGGCCGGGGAAAAAGCCCGCGCGGGCUCGGCCCUUCGAGCCCCGGCCGCCAACCGCCCGCAACAAUGCCCGCCGCCGCCGCCGGACGACGGGCGCCGGCUUAAGGCCGGCCCACCGAAAGGACGAGACGCCGCCGCCUCGCCGCCCUCGCACACCAUCGCCUUCGCCCGGGGCCCUCGGGGAGCCGGCAGCCGCCACCGGCUCGGGCUGGACGCUGCUGUCGGGCCCCCGCGGGCCCCCCUCGGCCGUCCCAGUCCCGCACUCCCUCGGCUGCGCUUUCGCGCUCGGCUCUCGUCUUCCUCUCCCGUCAUCGGGCCCGCCCGAGGAAGCCGGUCGAGAGCCCCGCGGCUUUCUCGCGCCGGCCUUCCUGCCGCUCGUGGGGUUGGCCGGCCCGUGGCACGCGCCGAAGGCCGCGCGGCAGCAGACGCGGAAGAAAAGGGGCCCUCGGAACCCGCGCUGCUAGACAACCCCUGCCCACAAUACGGACAGACGCGUCCUGGCGCCGCCGCGCCUCCGAAGCGGCUCGAGGCUCCUCAGCGGGGAGGCGCGCGAGAGCAGGCCGCCUCUCGCCUAGACCUAACCGGAGGCGGCGCCCGACAGCGACCCCUUGGCCGACUUCCGGGGCCGGCCGCGACAACAGGUCUACCCCGAAAAUGCCGACAGGCGCCUAAGUCCCGCCGGAGCCGGGUAGACCUGGUGGCCCUGCGCCGGGACGCCGCCGGGGCGCGGGCCGCCUGCGGCGGCCGCGGCGGCCGCAUCGGCCGGCUCCGGAACCGGGUAGACCUGAUGCUCGCCAGCCCCGGAACCGGGUAG